UAAUAUGAUAUAAUGGCUGUAUUCGGACACCCUUCAAACAAACCAUUAAAACAUUAAGUAGGGAAAUUAUUUUGAUCAAUAUUUUCUGUGGCAGACCUAUAAUAACCUUGCGCAAAAACAAAAUAUUUCUAUCAUGUUCAUUCACAUCAGGAAAAAGAGAAGAUUUUUAGCAAAAAAAAAAAAAAUAAAUAAAUAUUUUACACUUUUAAUCACAGUUGCUUAUAUUUUUAAUCAUAAAUAAUUUCAAUGGAAAGCAGGACAUAUACUUACAUUCAAGGAUUUAUAGCGUUUUGCUUUGUUUUCAAAAGUAGCUGCGGAGAUCCUUUUGGUUUAGGUCCUCCAACAUUUCUACCUGGUUCUUCAUUAAACUCGGACAUUCCUCCUUCGGCAGCAACAACUCCGUCGCUGAAUACGACAGGUUCCUCACCAGAUUCGAAUUCCACCGGACGUUCGUUGAAUGAAACAAGCUCUUCUAACGGAAUACUGGGUUCUGGAUUUGUUUUAGGAGAAACAAAUGGCUCGCAUUUAUCGUUAGAUCGUCUGAAAGAGUUGCAAAAGAAACUUUUUGACGGAUAUGAUACAACAAUCAGGCCACGACUUAAACAGUCUGAGACUGUUGAGGUAAAUACUGCUUUUACAUUGACCUCUAUCGUCGAUUUUGAUACUACUGGUCAACGUGUUGAUAUCAUGGGAUAUUUCAUUGUCACGUGGACAGAUGACGUAAUUCAAUGGAAUCAAGAAGGGUAUAAAGGAACCAGUAGUAUGAAACUGCCAUUGAGUAGUAUCUGGUAUCCACCUUUGGUUAUUGGUAAGACAUAUGAUGGAAGCAAAACCAUUGGUAAUGUCAAUAUAGACCGUGUGGUAGUCUCUUCGGCUGGUGUUGUUCAGUGGGUCCCUGAUGGAAUAUUCAGUAUCAUGUGUGUAGUGACAGUAAAGUACUACCCUUUUGACACACAGUCAUGUGACCUUAUAUAUUAUGUAUCAGAUGAGACGAUAUCGUCGGUAAACCUCACUGGACAACAUACUGUACAACUGGACGAUUACAUUGAGAACUCAGAGUGGCGUCUUGUUGAAGCAUCUUCAAGGACCAAAGAGAUUUAUAGCACAAACUUUGUCUAUCUUACAUUUAAAGUUGAAAGAAGGGCUGACUUUACUGUCUACACUAUGGUUAUCCCCCUUGUCACUUUGGCCCUUUUGAACAUCUUUACUUUCCUGGUACCUAUAGAGUCCGGAGAAAAGGGUGGCCUCGCAAUCACCUUAUUUUUAGCUUAUGGUUUCUUCAUCACAAUAACAAGAGAUAGUUUACCCCACAAUUCAGUCCAGGUUUCCUAUUACGUAGUGUAUAUAACAGCCCUUUUGGUACUAAGCGUUUUCACAGUGAUCUAUGUCAUUAUUGAGUCCAAAGUCUACUCAUCUUUUGGGACUAGUCCAUUUCAUCUGUGUAGGUGGUUGCGGACAGAUAAUGCAAACAAAAAGAAAGUUACGCCUGAAGAAGAAAAUGGUUCACUUCCAGAGAAAGAGUGUUUGGAUGAUACUAUAACAUGGGCAGACAUUUUAGGUCGGGUUGAUAUCAUUGCGUUCGCUUCCUGUGCAAUCUUUGUAGUCUUUUUGAGUAUUAUAUUAUGGACACUGGUUAUAGCAAGAAAUUGAUAAAAAAGCAACCAAGCUAGAAAUAAUUCAGUGUGCCAAUGUAAUUAAGAAUUAAAUAAUCUAACAAUUAUUGAAAAAAAACUUUUAAUAAAGAACAUAAUGUAAUUGUUAUGUUAUAUAUUGGCAUGGUUCGAACUGAUGCUUUUUCAACUUAACAAAGUACUUUCGUAUGUAUAAACUGUGUAUGGAAAGAGAAACAAUACAGAUGAAAACAUUUCUAGGUGGCAAGUGUUUGUAUACCUGUUUUAUUUUGUAAAAUAUGUAACAUAUGUCUCUGUUGUCGAGUUACACAAUAAAAUUGAGA
Mercenaria mercenaria is the source of this 1954-nucleotide messenger RNA. RefSeq names its product neuronal acetylcholine receptor subunit beta-3-like. Gene Ontology annotation, molecular function: transmembrane signaling receptor activity; extracellular ligand-gated monoatomic ion channel activity; neurotransmitter receptor activity. NCBI's taxonomy places the organism in Eukaryota, Metazoa, Mollusca, Bivalvia, Venerida, Veneridae. The transcript is spliced from 3 exons. The record is from RefSeq and is a predicted model, not a curated record. Gene Ontology annotation, cellular component: neuron projection; membrane; synapse. Gene Ontology annotation, biological process: signal transduction; monoatomic ion transmembrane transport; regulation of membrane potential. The coding region runs from base 247 to 1650 and encodes 467 amino acids.